This is a messenger RNA of Phyllotreta striolata, 748 nucleotides long. Lineage: Eukaryota; Metazoa; Arthropoda; Insecta; Coleoptera; Chrysomelidae. The record is from the annotation of a GenBank genome assembly.
GUUAACGUAGAGUAUAUUUAGUUUUUCAAAUAAAAUUUUUAUUUACAAUUUACAAUAAGAUACACAUCUAACAGAUAUUCAAUUUACAGGUAUAAAAAUACAAUUUUUUUGUGGUGUGCUAAAAGGAGGUUGGUAAAAGUUGAUGCUAAGUUGAAGUUCGGGGAGUUUUCCAAAUUGACACUUAAACGAUUACGUGACAAUCUUCUUAUUUUAUCGAAUUAUUACCCACAUUCGCAGAUCGAAUAGAUUACAAAGCUUUAAGCUCGGGGGUGAAAAACCGCUGCGCGUUUAAUGGCCUUUGACGAACGGCAACGGCACCAUUUGGGGAAUCACCGGAUCCGAUCGACGGUCAUCCAAAGCAUCCUCGUCGGUUUCCGAAUCCUCGUCAUCGUCCUUGUCGUUCCUCUCGGCGUCCUCCUUUCGUCAACUGGUGGCGCCCUCGCAGACGAUCGUCAGGGAAUGCGCAUGCGUCAACGCUGCCCAUAAAGGCGACCUACAAAUAUUUUAUUAACUAACAGCCAUUCAUUAGCCGGGAGAUUGUCGAUUGUACUCGAGAAGGAUGUGGUUGUAGUUUCUAUAGAGGAGAGUUCUAAGUUGCUACUGACUGAUAGAUUGUUGAUUAUAAUCAAGAAGGUUUUGGUAAUAGUAUUUUGAAUAGUAGAUGAGAGUUCUAGUUGCUAGAGACUGUUGUCGAUUAUAAUCAUUAUAACAAAUGGUAAUAUUUUGUAAGAAGAAAGUUAGCAGUUAC